Molecule: messenger RNA, 1978 nt
Organism: Sesamum indicum (sesame)
Lineage: Eukaryota; Viridiplantae; Streptophyta; Magnoliopsida; Lamiales; Pedaliaceae
Product: putative FBD-associated F-box protein At5g22720
Molecular function (GO): protein binding
Source: RefSeq, a predicted model, not a curated record
AUGACGUUAGUUGGGUGUAGAUUCAUGGGCGAUAUCAAGAUCGACUUCAGUAUUCAAUCACAAACCGAAUAUUCAAUCAACCCUAAUUCGAUUUGUAGGCGUUUUCUCCCCAUGGAAAAUGGGAAAGGGAAAAGAGUCGAAGCCAUUGAUGACCAAUUGCAGCUUCCGGAAUCCAUUAUUCAGCACAUACAAUCUUUCCUCACUGGAAAAGAAGCUGCUUCGACGGCUGUGCUCUCCAAAUCAUGGUACAAUUCUUGGUUAACUCGGCCGGCUCUCGAUUUUGAUGAACGCAAUUUUCAGAAUCAGAACUCGGAUCCGCAGAAUGAUGACAAGUUCUUCAAUUUUGUGAAGAGGAGUAUGGAAAGGUACCAUGGCUUGAACUUAACUAUAGAGAGUUUCAAGCUUUGGAUGAGUGUUAGGGAUGUUGAUUCUUCUUCUCUUGCUUCUGAAUUGAUUGUGAAAGCUGUGAAAAUGGGUGCUAAUGGGGUCAAUCUCGAAUUUAGUCCCCCAAUUUCAGAGUACAUUUUGCCAAAGGAAUUGCUUGAAGCCGAGUCUUUGGUUGGAUUAUCUCUUGCUGGGUGUAAAAUCUUUAGUGGGGAGGUUAUGUGUUUGAGACUUAAGUCGCUCCGUUUAUGUAAGGUCUGUGUAGAAGAUGAUAUGAUCAGGGAUAUAAUGUUAGGAUGCCCUAUGAUUGAGAAUUUUGUCUUGUCUGAUUGUGAGGGUUUUGUGAAAGUUAAUGUGAGUAAAAUGGUUGAACUCAAGAGAUUUAGUGUUAUUAGACAUGUGACUAAUCCAGUAGUAUUCAGGAGCCCCUUUAUCGAAUUUGAAGAACAAAGUGUCGGAUCAAUUAUUGAUGGUCGAGCCAAUCUGUCUGAAUUUCGUAAACUCAGUUGUUUGUUUUUGGAAAGCGUGAAGAUAGGCAAGAUGUUAUUUUCUGAUUUCUCAAACAAGUUCCCUUGCUUGGAGGAUUUGACAGUUCACCAUUGUGUUGGAUGUUUUGUAUUCAAUAUUUCGAGUCAAUCACUUAAGUACAUAAGCUUGGCACAUACGAGGAGAUUGGAAGUCCAACUUGAUGUUCCAAAUAUCCAUAAGAUCAAGUUUUCAGGAUCAAGCAUCCCUUCCUUGACUUUUAUUACAGCUUCAAGGGAAUGGGAGUCUGAUAUAGCACUUUCAUGCUGGAACUAUCUUGGUGUUUCAUGGUUACUUGAGCUGAAAAAGUUUCUGACAAAUUUGGGUCCGUCCAGAAUUACUCUCCGUAUCGAGUUAUUCGCAGAAAACCGCAUUGAUUGCUUGCCAGUUGUUCAAGGUUUAAGUAAACCUAUAGUGGAGAAUUUGAUAUUAAUGGCGCAUUCGUCAUAUUCUGUAUCCUCUACUUUGUUGGACGGUAUAUUUUGGAGUUUUCGACCUAAGGUCAUAACUCAAUGUCUCUUUCCCGUAUUGGGCAUCAAAUCGGCAAACACUAACAUCAUCCAGCCUCAGUUCUGGAAAGCAAGCAAUGACUUGUUGCGGCUUCUAUGCAACAGGCUGAUGGACAUAGAAAAUUCCAAUUGCUGCAACUCAAUUGAAAAAAAUAUUGGCUGGCAUGAGCUCGAGGAAGUAAAUGCUGAAUUUUUUUCAGAUACUAUUAUGGAAUGGCAGCCUCUGCCCUGGAAGACUUUGUUAGAUGAUGUAGAAAGUCCAGAAAAAGAAGUACAAAUCCGUUUCCUAUUGAGAUGGCAAUCACCUGAAAAUGCUGGACCUUCCCAUGGUCCGCUUGACUAGUUUUCUUUUGCAUCCGCUGUUUCCUUUUUUCUUUUGCUAUAAGAUGAAGCCAAUACUAUAGGUUUUUCUUUUGAGUAACGAUUCUGAAAUCCAAAAUGUUCUUCCUGCGCUCCAUUUCCUAGUGUUAUUAAUGAUGCAGGAACUGAUACCAAACUUUUAUGGUCUUGAAUCGUGUUGGGUUUAAUAGAAUAUUUUCUGUGCACAAUUUAGUUAAUAA